Messenger RNA from Acanthoscelides obtectus, 1931 nucleotides. The record is from the annotation of a GenBank genome assembly. NCBI's taxonomy places the organism in Eukaryota, Metazoa, Arthropoda, Insecta, Coleoptera, Chrysomelidae.
UUCUUUUGUUCCAGCUGGCUUCAGAGGGGCUCUAUGUUCGUAGCGUCGCAGCCUCAAUUUAAAAAGCUUCUUGGAGCCAACGAAGAUUGGAGAGCAGAAAGUUUGGUAGACUUGGGCGCUGGAGAUGGAGAAGUAACUGCAAAAAUUGAUUCACUUUUUGAGAAAGUUUAUGUUACAGAAAUGUCGGGACCAAUGAGAACGUUGCUACAAAAGAAAGGAUACGAGAUAUUGGAUCUGGACAGCUGGCACCUAGCCAAGAAAUACGACAUGAUAUCCUGCCUGAAUCUCAUCGACCGUUGCACCACUCCACUAACUCUCAUGAGACAAAUGAAGACUGCUCUGAAAUCUAAUGGGAUGCUGUUACUGGCUGUCGUUUUACCAUUCUCGGCCUACGUUGAAUCAGAAUUUCCUGACCACAAGCCAAAGGAACACUUGCCUAUCAUCGGUGAUACGUUCGAGGAACAAGUUAAAAACCUGGUAGAAAAUGUCCUGGUCCCUGAAGGAUAUGAAGUUGUGUCUUGGAGUAGAGUACCCUACCUAUGCGAAGGAGAUUUGCAGCAGUCAUACUACUGGCUAGAUGACGCGAUCUUUGUUUUGAAGCAACGACAUUAACUGUGAUUUUCAUGUUAUUUAAAAUCAUCUCUGUAAAAGGUGAUUCGUAUGUGUGAUCAGUGUCAAAAAUAUCAUUUUAGUAUUUAACGUUUCAUAAAAGUACAUAUCGGCUUCAGAUGGCCAUACCAAGUAUUUGCUAUCAUCUUAUAUUAAAAUUGUCUUGAGCACAUGUCAGAUGACAAUAGUUAUUCUACUUUUCUUGGUUCUAAAAAUUCACCUUGUGAGAACUUUCGAAAAUAAAGUGGCGAGAAGCAAUAGUGGUAAAAAAAUCUAAAUCUAUUUAAAUCGUAUUGAUCUAUCAAUGACUCUAUGGCCAUUUGAAAAAUGUUUAGUAGAGAGGUAGGUACCUAAGACUGAGAAGGUUAAUACAACUAUACGUCUUACACAGGGGGUUCGGAAGGUCAAUACCAUCCUUUGGAGGGGUGAUAGAACCACGCUAUUUGAGACAUAUUGAGCACAACCCCCGAAGAGUAUUUUAAGAUAAGUUUAUUUUCAAGGAAUUUUCUACCUUGUUUGUUAUGCCAAAACUGGCGAACUUUUGAUUUUCGCAAAUUGUACGUAAUAUCUGUAUCACUAGGUUCAACUGUGCGUGUGGCGAAUCCAAUGUUUUAAUAUAUGAGGACAUGGAUAGGUGCAUAUAAUGUUAUUGUUUAUUCACCAUUUUAUAACGAGUUUGACCCACUCUGCUAAAAAGUUAUUUUUUUCACGAAUAUUUUUGAACAAAUUUUGGAAAUCAAUUAGUUUCAUCCUCACAAUAAACCUUUGGUUCUAAUUUCUAAGUUUCGUCAUACGUAAGGUGGAAAACUUUAAUGUAUGCCAAUACCAACGAAUUCAGACUAGGUAGAAGGAGCCAGACAAGGAUUUGUUUGUCUCCUAGUUCUCAUAGGCUGUAGUGCACACUACAAGUGCAAGUUAAUUUUUUGACAGUUCUGCCAUUAAAUUCAUAUUCUUAGUAUUAUUUUUUAAAAGUACGAGUCUUUGCGGAUAAUUGUGGCGUUAGACGAUUCCAAGACAUGAUACUUCUUACAUAAGCAAAGAGCAACACAAGCCUGAUGAAGGUAGAUGGUUCCACUGGUAAAGUAUUAUUAUUGUGUUGACACAACUCUCUCACUCUGGUAGGCAUUGAUAGUCAAAUGAUUCAAAAGUAUGCACUACAGCCUAAAACUACGCAAUUUCAAGAUACGUGUAAUCUAUUCGAAUUCGUUGGCUAAUAAUUAAUAGUUGUAUGUAAAUCUACAAGAAUAGAAACAUAUUUAUGUAUACAGAUGUUCAUUUAUAAUAGAGUGUGUUCUGGGACAAAUAAAAUAUUUUAUGUAAAA